This is a messenger RNA of Knipowitschia caucasica, 2961 nucleotides long. The record is from the annotation of a GenBank genome assembly. Lineage: Eukaryota; Metazoa; Chordata; Actinopteri; Gobiiformes; Gobiidae.
AUGGCACAACCUAAAGUCCUGAUGCAGGAAGUUUUCAGUACAGUGCAUAAACUGUCAAUUUGGAAAGAGAAGCGGAAGUGUUGUGAAAGGACAGAGGCGGAAGUGCAGCCGGGGUUAAUCUUCUUUAUUUUGUCUUUAAAAGUUUGUUCAUCGUUGUUGUUGUUGUUAUUGUUGACUCCCCCCCUCGGCUCUGAGCUCCGCUGCGGGACACAGAUGUACUAUUACAGAUAUGCAAACGCAGAGGUCAGCUGCUGCUACAAGUACCUCAUGUUCAGCUACAACAUCAUCUUUUGGUUAUUGGGAGCCGCUCUCAUCGCAGCAGGACUGUGGGCCUGGAGUGAGAAGGGAGUCCUUCAGGACCUGACUGCUGUGACCCGGGUCCGUGGUUUUGAUCCGGUCUGGUUCGUCCUGAUCUCUGGAGGAGUCAUGUUUAUUCUGGGUUUUUGUGGCUGUGUGGGAGCUCUGAGGGAGAACCUGUGUCUGCUGAAGACGUCGCCUCACCUCCUCUCCUCUUUCUCCUCACCUCAUCUCCUCUCUUCUCUCUCCACACCUCCUCUCCUCUUUCUCCUCUCCCCACAGUCUCCUCCUCUCUUCUCACUCCUUACCUCCUCUCCUUUCUCUUCUCCCCACAGUCUCCUCCUCUCUUCUCUCUCCACACCUCCUCUCCUUUCUCUUCUCCCCACAGUCUCCUCCUCUCUUCUCUCUCCUUACCUCCUCUCCUUUCUCUUCUCCCCACAGUCUCCUUACCUCAUCUUCUCCUCUCUUCUCUGUCCUCCCUCCUCUUUCUCCUCUCCCCACAGUCUUCUCCUCUCUUCUCUGUCCUCACCUCCUCUUUCUCCUCUCCCCACAGUCUCCUCCUCUCUUCUCUCUCCACACCUCCUCUCCUUUCUCUUCUCCCCACAGUCUCCUCCUCUCUUCUCUCUCCUUACCUCCUCUCCUUUCUCUUCUCCCCACAGUCUCCUUACCUCAUCUUCUCCUCUCUUCUCUGUCCUCACCUCCUCUUUCUCUUCUCCCCACAGUCUCCUUACCUCAUCUUCUCCUCUCCUCUCUUUCCUUACCUCCUCUUUCUCUUCUCCCCACUGUCUCCUCACUUCCCCUCUCUCCCCACAGUUCUCCUCCCUCGUGGGCCUGAUCUUCCUGGCAGAGCUUCUCCUUGUGGUUCUUCUCCUCGUGUUUCAGUCUCAGUUUUUUUCGUGGAUUCAGUCGUUUUUCCUGAAAAACGUUCAAGCGUACAGAGACGACAUCGACCUGCAGAACCUGAUAGACUCCUUACAGACCACGGCCUCCUGCUGCGGUGCCUUGGGCCCUGAUGACUGGGAGCUGAAUCCUUAUUUCUUGUGUAACUCAACAAAUAAAUCUAGAGAGAGAUGUGGCGUCCCAUUCUCUUGCUGCAUCCUGGACCCUGCGGAGGCAGUACUGAACUCGCAGUGUGGAUACGACGUCCGGAGCAGGAAACCACAGUCUGUUUGGUCGGAGCAGAUUCACACUCGUGGUUGUAUUUCUGCUCUUGAACAGUGGAUCCCAGGGAAUAUGUACAGUGUAGCAGCAGUGUGUGUGGGCGUGAGCGUCCUGCAGAUGUUUGGGAUAUAUUUGUCCCGAAGAUUAAUCACAGACAUUUACAAAGUCCAGAUCAACCACCUCCGCAACCCACUCUGUAGACUCACCUUCGAAGCCUCUGCGGACCGGAGACAUCGCCUUCCCCGCAGACAUGUCAACGGGACCCGCGGCCCGGAGCUCCGAGCCCUGGGGAAGCUUCGAGGAGAGCGUGAUGCAGGGAGGGGGUCCGCCGUCAUCGACAUGGAGAACAUGGACGACACUUCUGGCUCCAGCUUCGAGGACAUGGGUGAGAUCCACCAGAGGCUGAAGGAUGAAGAGGAGCCGGACCAAGGCCCAGACCGAGACCCGGACCAAGACCCAGACCCAGACCCAGACCCCAACCAGGACUUUCUAGGAAUGAAGGGGCUCAAAGGACAGCUGGGCCGGCAGGUGGCUGACGAGGGAGGGGGGUCCGCCGUCAUCGACAUGGAGAACAUGGACGACACUUCUGGCUCCAGCUUCGAGGACAUGGGUGAGAUCCACCAGAGGCUGAAGGAUGAAGAGGAGCCGGACCAAGGCCCAGACCGAGACCCGGACCAAGACCCAGACCCAGACCCAGACCCCAACCAGGACUUUCUAGGAAUGAAGGGGCUCAAAGGACAGCUGGGCCGGCAGGUGGCUGACGAGGUCUGGCAGGCCGGGAAGAGGCAGGCUUCCAAGGCCUUUAACCUUUACGCAAACAUCGACAUCCUGAGACCAUACUUUGAUGUGGAGCCGAGACAGGUCCAGACCAGACUGCUGGAGUCCCUGGUCCCUGUUCGAAUGGUCGACUUUCCACAGAAAGUGGCUGGGGAGUUGUAUGGACCCCUGAUGCUCGUCUUCACGUUAGUCGCCAUUUUGCUUCAGGGGAUGAAGACGUCCAACACUCAGAUCAUUGGUGGCACUCUGAUGGGCACAGCCAUCGGUACCUGUUUCGGGUACUGGAUCUGCGUUUCUGGUCUGGUUUACUUCUUGGCGUAUUUGGUGAACGCUCAGAUCACGAUGCUGCAGACGCUGGCUCUGCUGGGCUAUGGUCUGUUCGGACACUGUCUCGUGCUCUUCGUCACUUACAACAUUCACUUCCACUUCCUGUUCUUCUUCCUCUGGCUCCUGAUUGGAGGACUAUCCACACUGCGCAUGGUCCUGGUCCUGGUCUCUCGGACUGUGGGUCGAACUCCACGGUUGGUUUUGUGUGGAACAGUUUCUGCUCUUCACCUUCUGUUCCUGCUGUAUCUGCACUUCUCCUACCACCGCAUCCUCCAGGGUUUGAUGGAAACUUUGGAAAAUGAAAACUUGAACCCAAUUCAGCGUGCGGCUCGAGACGUGUCCCAACUGUCCCUGAAUUCCUCGUUGACGCUAACUCUGCCUCAUGCUAACGCUAACUGA